Messenger RNA from Ilex paraguariensis (yerba mate), 650 nucleotides. The record is from the annotation of a GenBank genome assembly. NCBI's taxonomy places the organism in Eukaryota, Viridiplantae, Streptophyta, Magnoliopsida, Aquifoliales, Aquifoliaceae.
UUGUGGCGGUGGUGAUGGUGGUCUUCGGUGUUUCUGUUGUGGUGGUGGUGGUGGUGGUCUUCGGGUUUCUGUUGUGGUCGUGGUGGGGAUUACUCCUGUGGUGGUGAAUGGCAGAAGCGAAGGAAAGAAAUCUAACACCUCCGAUUCCUUCAGAUAUGCAAUCCAUGCUGAAGAGGUGCGAAAAUCUUGAGAAGGAAGUGAGGUCACUCAAACUUAACUUGGCUUUCAUGAAUAGGAAGGACUCUGAACAGACUAAGCAGAUAGAAGAGCUUCAGAAACAGAAUGAGGAGUUGACUGAAGAAAAAGAGCGCCUUCUUGAAGAAAUCGAGAGGAUUAUCCCAAAAACAAGCAGGAUGUGAGACAUCAUUCCAUUCUGACCAAACACGGUCAUCGUUGCUUAGCAGUUUUAAGCAGUCAUGCUUUGCAACAACCUCAAAAUGCCAAAAGAUCCAGUUCAGCUUAAUAAAUACAACACUCUGAAGGCAACCCUUCAUGUAUUAUGAAUACAACAAUCUCCAGUAUUGUUUAUUUUUUUGUUUUGUUUGCUGAGUAACAAUCUUCAAUAUUAAGUGCAAUAUCAAUCUGCCUGACCUAAACAAUACCUGAUUCUAGUUUCCGUAGCCUUGGAGAUGUUCCGAAAAAAUGUGAUC